Molecule: messenger RNA, 885 nt
Organism: Penicillium cosmopolitanum
Lineage: Eukaryota; Fungi; Ascomycota; Eurotiomycetes; Eurotiales; Aspergillaceae
Exons: 3
Coding region: 1-885 (294 amino acids)
Source: RefSeq, a predicted model, not a curated record
AUGAUGUCAACCCCGCCAUUUGGAAACCUUUCCGCCUCAGGCCUCAAGAUACACGUCGGGGUCGUCACUAUGAAUAUAUCCGAACCAAAGCGGAAUGGCGUAAAACAUGUUAAAUAUCCCGACCUUCUAGCGCUCUUUGACUUGCUUGCCCACACCACUAUUAACAACCCGGAUUUGGACAAGUACCUUUUUCCGACCCUGCUAUCUCACGCCUGUAAGACGUUAAAUACAGCUUGUGGAACUUCCCUGGCAAAUGAACCCCAACUAAAUUCAAAUCUCGCCGCUGAAAUAAAUCUAUUUGCGAACAUUACUUCAAUCAUGUCUGAUACUUCGAUUCUUCGACCUAGCGGCUUAGCCCAUGUCGUCUUCAGAACGGCCAACAUCAGCGCCAUGGUAGAAUUCUGGUCCACAUUCCUGGGCGCGGAACGGGUAUUCGAAAACGAGUUCAUUGCAUUCCUCCGCUAUGACGAAGAACAUCACCGUGUCGCUAUCAUUAACGAUCAAAGCACCGUUCCUCGUCCGGCAACCGCGGCAGGUCUUCACCAUGUCGCUUUUACCUACGAUACACUUCAGGGACUUCUUAAAGCUUGGAAUUUGAGAGUGCAACUUGGGAUCAAGCCCACCUGGUGUGUCAACCACGGACCUACGACUAGUAUUUACUACAAAGAUCCGGAUGGAAACUCUAUUGAGACCCAGGUCGAUAACUUCGACACCGUCGAGGAGGCAAAUGAGUUCAUGACCUCCAGAUAUUUCCAAGAAAAUCCUAUCGGAGUAGAUAUACACCCAGAUGAGCUGCUUCGCCGGUUGGAAGCGGGUGAGGAUGAGAAAGUCAUUAAGAAGCGAGUCGAGAUAGGAAAGCGUCAUGAUAUUCCAGCAGCAGUGUAG